AUGGAGAACCGCUCGGACGAAUUCUCGCAAAAAUUGCUAAAUGAGAUGAACGCCUUAUAUUCAUUGCUUCUUCUUUUUUUCUAUCUCAUCACUCAAAUCAUCGCGAUUUAUGUCAAUUUUUGCCUAGUUGUGAUGGUGUUCCGAACAAUCAAGGACGAGUACAAGUACCCCUAUUACCCAUUGCUAUUCCUUAUAAUGUUCUCCAAUGUAUUAUUCGUUGCGAUGACUACAGCGAUUGCCGUGUUGGGUGGUUUGUCUCGAAUCGUGCCAGCGCUAGCCAAAUCGUUUCCCGUUCUCAUUAUGAUCGCCAUCUCCUAUCCAACGGUGAUAUGCGUUCUCGACUUCCUCCUGUGCAUCCAUCGCUUCUCAGUGAUGUUCUGGGAUUCCGAAUUCUGGUCGAUUCACGUUCGAUGGAAAGGACCCCUAAUAUUUCUGAUCACACUGCCAUUCGUCGUUCUCAUCUCAUCAAUUUCGAUCACCUAUUCGUCGCUUCUCGUCGGCGUCGAGAUCGACGCGUUCGGCGUCGGCAAUCUGCCAUUGUACUGCUUCAUCAGCGACAUCGCGCUCAAAUCGCUUCUCGGCUUUCUCACGUUCGUCGGCUACGUUUUGAUUCUAUUGCGAGUGGCUCAACAGAAUCGCAAAGUUGGCAAAUUCACCGACUUCACCGUCAUCGAGCAGGCAUUUCCCAUCGCCUGCUUUCAAUUGAUUUCCAGCAUUCUCACGGUUUUCAUGCACAUGGGAGUCCAUCGAAGCGCCUGGUCUUUCGCGAAAGUGUGCCUUCUCAAGUACGCGUUCACCCAGCUUCUCUGCAUCGUCGUGCCGAUUUCGAUUAUCAUUGGCAAUCAGAAUCGUCGAAAGAAGUUCCGCUAUUUUUGCGUUUGCUUGAAACCGAAUCAAGUCGAGCCGGCGAACCAUCGAGUCUGCAUAACAAUGAGCAAUAAUCGCACAAGCACUACGGAAACAUCGUUUUGA
Molecule: messenger RNA, 972 nt
Organism: Caenorhabditis bovis
Lineage: Eukaryota; Metazoa; Nematoda; Chromadorea; Rhabditida; Rhabditidae
Source: the annotation of a GenBank genome assembly